CUCUCACUCGCAUACGAAGCCGACGCGUUGCUACGCGUCUUCACUGCUCCUCUUGCCAUCAUUCGAAUCGGGAUAUCAGGAGCUGACUGUACUCGCAGCGGAUAGCUGAAAAUGAGCGACUCAACAUCAAUCCCUUCGUCGCCAACAGAUUCGACUGCCGUGACCUCGCUUCCCCCGUCACCCACAUUCUCCAAGCUGAGUUUGGAGGAUGUCUCAGAGCAAGAUAGACAGGGAGCUGUGAGGUUUAAGGCAGAGGCCAAUAGGGCUUUCACCGGCCAUGACUUCAAUAAAGCAGCGGAGCUCUACUCAAAAGCCAUUGAGUUGAACCCAUUUGAUGCUACUUUUUGGUGCAACCGCGCGUACACGCGCAUCAAAUUGGAGGAGCAUGGAUACGGGCUUAGUGAUGCUGCACAUGCGAUUGAAUUGGAUCCAAACUAUUCGAAAGCCUACUAUCGGCGAGCGACAUGCUACUUGCAGACAAUGAAAUUUAAGCAGGCCAUUGCGGACUUCAAGAAGGUGCUUGCGCUCGAACCGAACAAUGCACUCGUUCGUCAACAAAUGGACAGCACGGCGAAGAUCAUGCGAAAAUCGGAAUUUGAGAAAGCCAUUGAGAUGGAGGAGGAGGCGAGUCCGGUAGAGCGAUGUUUAGCGAUCAUCUCUGAAGGCGGAUGUGAUCUCGACCGCAGCUAUAAGGGUCCGCAACUGCCUACAACCGAGGGGGGCAAGUACAACAUCAACCUCGAAUUCAUCAAUGCUAUGAUUGAGUGGUUCAAGGAGGGCAAGACUUUGCCAAGAAGAUAUGUAUGGGAAAUAGUCUUGGGAGCGCAUCAAGCGUUCGUCCAGGAAGAAAGCUUAGUGACGCUGGACGUUGAGGAGGGUAUGACCUGUGAUGUGAUCGGCGAUGUUCACGGUCAAUUCUAUGACGUUCUGCACCUCUUAUCUCUCACGGGUUAUCCAACCGACAAGCAUUGUUUGCUUAUGAACGGGGACCUCGUUGAUCGGGGCUCAUGGUCGAUAGAGGUCAUCCUCACCGCGUUCGCUUUCAAGUGGCUCUAUCCCAAUCGGAUGUACAUCAACCGGGGUAACCAUGAGACGAAAGACAUGAAUCGAACGUAUGGCUUCGAAGGCGAAGCAAAACACAAGCACGGGGAUCAGACAUACAAGCUCUUCGCACACGUCUUCACCGUUAUGCCUCUCUCAACCUUGAUCUGCGCAUCGAAGCCCCCGGCAGGUCCGGCGGCCAAAGCUAUCCUGUCACCUGAAGGCCGGAAGCGUUACUUCGUCGUGCAUGGUGGCCUGUUCAGCAAGGACGGCGUUACCCUCGACGAGAUCCGUAAAAUCGACCGCAUAGGGCGACAGCCUGGGCAAGAAGGACUCAUGUGUGAGUUGCUGUGGACAGACCCUCAAGAGAUGCCAGGACGAGGGCCCAGCAAACGGGGCGUCGGCAUUGCGUUUGGACCAGACGUCACCAAGCGGUGGUGCCAGUUGAACGGCGUGACAGGCGUAAUCCGCAGUCACGAAGUUCGGCAAGAUGGAUAUGCCAUUGAGCAUGAUGGACUUUGCACCACUGUCUUCUCAGCGCCGAACUACGUAGACCAAGCAGGGAACAAGGGCGCAUUCGUAAGUAAUAUAUCUGCAAGGUGAGUGCAUGUACUGACUCUCAAUGCAGAUUCGGAUUGAUGAACACGGCUCGCAAAUGUACACGCAAUUUGACGCCAAACCACAUCCGCCAAUGAAACCCAUGGCGUACACGUCCGGGGGCUUGUCGAGCUUGCUGAUGUGAUACGAUUUUCCCGUUCAGAGCCCUCUUAGAGCAACCUAUCGUGAUCAUGAAAAAGGUCCAAUUGUAUCCACAACUGUAGAUCAGGGGUCAAUGCUGUAGGGUUUGCGCAUUACACACGGACAUGUGUUCGAUUGCUCUGCUCUUGAUAUCGCUGUCAUUGUAUACCACAUUCGCUCGAUGUUAUCCUAGUGCAACGCACAAUAUAUGUACGGUGACCGCACGAUGUGCUGCGAUGACUGU
Fomitopsis serialis is the source of this 2023-nucleotide messenger RNA. Its product is annotated as phosphoprotein phosphatase. The record is from RefSeq and is a predicted model, not a curated record. Lineage: Eukaryota; Fungi; Basidiomycota; Agaricomycetes; Polyporales; Fomitopsidaceae. Gene Ontology annotation, cellular component: cytosol; nucleus. The transcript has 13 exons. The coding region runs from base 112 to 1644 and encodes 510 amino acids. Gene Ontology annotation, molecular function: protein serine/threonine phosphatase activity; protein binding.